Molecule: messenger RNA, 2331 nt
Organism: Morone saxatilis (striped sea-bass)
Lineage: Eukaryota; Metazoa; Chordata; Actinopteri; Moronidae
Gene: rca2.2
Product: regulator of complement activation group 2 gene 2
Source: RefSeq, a predicted model, not a curated record
UGUUUAUAGAGCCACGCCUGUUCCCACACACACCGCCGCCGUCAAGAACGUGCUUUAUUUAUCCGUUGUGGAGGUAGCGGAAGACAUAGGGAUUACUCACUUUCUUCACAUUUACUGGAGACGCUGACUUGACUUGCCGCCAUGGGCGUCACUUGCUUCCUACUGUGCUGUCUCGGCCUCGCCAUUACUGCUCAAGCUCAAGACUGUGCCAGACCUAUUGGAGGACCAAACAUGGUUUUGAAGGACAAAGACAUUCUUUUAGAAACGUUCCCAGAUGGGACCCAGGUUACUUUUGCCUGUGAAGUUGGCUACAUAUCUGCAGGAGGGUCUGCAAUCAUUACUUGUCAAGGAGGCGUUUGGACUCCUGUCAGGCUGCAGUGCGAGAGAAGGAACUGUGGUUCCGUUGAAGAAGUGGAAAAUGGAAAUGUUCAUUACCCCGAAGGGACGGACUUUGGUGAUAAAGCUGUGUUCACUUGUAACGAGGGUUUUGAUAUGGUUGGUAGAGAUACAAUAUAUUGUGGAGACCAAGGGUGGGCUGGCAGGCGGCCUACAUGUGAAGUGGUGAUUUGUGAUACGCCCCCUGCGGUGGCAAAUGGCAUCUUCAAGCCAGUCAGAGAAACCUAUUCCUACAGAGACGUCGUACAGUACACUUGUGCAGCAGGUUUCACACGCAAUGGAUCAAGUUCAACCGUAUGUUCAGUUAGUAGAACGUUUGAGCCUGCUCCUCCCUCGUGUAUCAUGGUUCGCUGCAGUGAUCCCAUAGUAGAAAAUGCUGACUUGACAGAAGGUUCACAACGCAUUUAUGGACACUUGGCUGCAGUGACAUUCAAGUGCAAAACUGGAUAUACGAUGACAGGAGUGAAUACCCAGAGGUGUGAGAUGAACAGUCAGUGGUUGCCUCCACUUAGUUGUAAACUGGUGACUUGUAAACUACCACCUACAGUUGAGAAUGGCUCCUUUAGUCCAAACAAAGCGUCCUAUAACUAUGGAGAAGCUGUACAGUACAGUUGCCAAAAAGGUUAUACACUCGAUGGAGAAAAAUCAGUCACAUGUUCAGAUAAAGGAAUAUUUACGCCUGGUCCUCCAACAUGUAUCAUGAUCAUCGUGAGUGUCCUCAUCUACAAAAAAAAACGAGGCUCUGGGAGAGGUGGUCCUGACAAGGAAGCUGCAAAAUCUGAAGAGGAAGUAGCACUCUCGUAAGUGGGCCACUCCUGUUGCUGCAACAUUACUGGUUGUAAAAUAACAGAAGAAGAAGGAAUUGCACUGGACUAGUCCUUGAAUGUAUUCGUGCUGUCCAUGUGCUUGCUGAUGGCACAGGCGUAUGAAACCCUGAAAAAUAUUUCUCAACGGCAAUCUGAGAUUCAGCAAUUUGAACUCAAUCCUUGUGCUUUGAAUGGUUCUUAUAAUACUAAUUUCCAUCUCUGAUAGACUGCUCAAAACUACUACUUUCCUUUUCUGAGUAAUCAAAUUUUGUGAUAUGUGGGAUUCUUACACUUUUACAACAUCAACAGUUUUUUCUGUAAUCAUGAAAGAAUGUGUUUUCAUGUUGAUCAGAGGCCAUGUUGAUUUAAACUUGCACUAUAUCUCAAGAGCGCAGCUCACCUUGGCCAAUAUAGCUCAGUUACACAGCUGGUUAAAAAUAAGCAAAAUGAGGAACGAAUGUUUGCAUGGUUCACCUUAAACUAACACCUAGCUAAUAAACCAGAUAUCUAGUCUUGUAGAGUCAACUUCCACCAUCACAUAUAUCAGUGGGAUAAAUUAAAGUCCCUAGUCUAGUGCCUGAAUAUAAGGCAUGUUCCAUAUGCCUUAAUACAGAAAGCCAAGUGUUUUAGCUUGUGUGUCACUUGUGUGUUUUGUCUGUGAAUUAUAUACAUAUACACAAAGUUGUUUGGGUUAGGGAGGCUUAAUUGUGAGCCUUCCUUAACUUAAUGUUUAUGCUAAAGAAUUUGCUUUUUAAUGUUGGCACAUUGUUUUGUGCCAUGUAGCUUCACGAAAUUAAGUUUCUUUGACUUUUUUUUUUUUUUUCCCCCUCCCUUCAAACUGUUUUGUAGAUAUCUCUCUUGUCCACUGUUAUUUUCAGUUUAAUACCAUAAUGAGAGGAAUACUUUGAGUAUUUGGCUGCAUAAAAUGCGUCUGUUACACAAGGAUGUAUAGAAUGUGAUCCUGUAAAUUUUUGCACUUGCCUGGCUUUUUAGCUCUAUUUAUUGAUCAAAAAAUUUGUGUGAACAUCUUUAAGAUUUUUGUGUUUUGAGGAGACAGGUGAAGAAUUGCUAAUACAUUAGCACUACUUUUGUAAUCAAUUGGUGGAAUAAAACAACAAAGAAGACACCA